Messenger RNA from Xenopus laevis (African clawed frog), 2185 nucleotides. RefSeq lists its product as uncharacterized. The coding region runs from base 886 to 1665 and encodes 259 amino acids. NCBI's taxonomy places the organism in Eukaryota, Metazoa, Chordata, Amphibia, Anura, Pipidae. The record is from RefSeq and is a predicted model, not a curated record. The transcript has 2 exons.
ACAAAGAGAAAAUAAGAAUACAACAAGGACAGGAUAAAAAGAGAAUUUUAUUACAGAGAGAAUGCUAUUGGAUCUGGUUACUCCAAACUAAAUAUCCAAAAGGGCUUAAUGAAGAGUUCAGUAUGGCUUGCUAUUUAUGAAUUUAUCUUUUUCUGGGUGUUCUAACUCUCUUUGUUUAAUUUUUCCAGAUAAGAAAACUAUGUGCAAAUUUCCUGAUGCAGGGACAGGUAUUCUUCUAUUUUUUCCUUCAGACAGGGUAAGAAUUUAUAGUUACAUUUUGUAACCAUUUUUAUGUCCAUGUUUGUUUUUUAGGUACUGCAACACUGUUGAAAUAUUUUCUUGCUACAUUAGAAAAUUGGGCUUAUAAGGUUUCCCACUGGACUUUGAACUUUUAUUAUACGGGAAAUGAACCAAAGCCUUGGGUUAAUUUCUUUUUCAUUUUUUUCUUUUUCAUUAUUCGUUUCAGAGAACUAUAAGACUUUUUUUAUAUGCUUUUUCAUUGUAUUUGCAUCACAGUAACUAAAUGCUAUUAGCUAAUUGCUGUUUAAACAAUUGUUUAAUUUCACUAAUUGAUUGCACCUGUCAAUUAACUGAUUGAAUCACCUAUAAAUGUACCACCUUACACAGAUCCUGUAUGCUUGACAAAGGGGCUUGCCCCGAAACGUUGCACUUCCGGUAAUAAAUCUUUGCAAGGUGUUCACCUGCAUUCACAGCUUGUGUGCCAGUGUGCCUUUUCUUAGUAUCAGAUUUGAGGUUGCCGGUUACCUCUAUCACUGUGCACCAAGGAAAUUGGAAUUAUCUACACAGAACAGGUGUGCGUGAGCUACUACUACUUUGUACUGAUCGUUCGGCUACAAGCUCUCAGCACCCUGCUACUAUACCGCUAUGUCAUUUGCGGACAUUGCCGCAACUACGGAUCGUCGGGCUGACACUUUUUGCUUCUCUGAGGCUGAGAGAAAGAAAAUCCUCAACGCUACACAGAGCCUGCCUACAUCUACUACAUUAAGUGGGACAGAAGUUCUCCGUAAAUUGGAAAACCUUAAACGCAGGGAAAUAUCAUGGGCAUUGCAUAUGUCCUCCCUUGCCGAAUAUGCCAAAGCUCAACGGAUCCCACGAGGACUGCGGGUCAUGCUACAACCUGCACUUUUCAAGGACAACCAGGAGUUUCUGCAGAAGUGGCAAGGAAUACUGAAUCGCUGCAGUUUGGACCUGAUAACCCUUACCAUACAACAGUUGCAGACAGGAACGAAAGAGUUAAAGCAGCAACUACAUACCAUGGAGGAAGAAUAUCGCAACAGCGCAGAAUCCAAUGCCAUGAUGCUGAGAGAGUUGGAAGUAAAGAUGGAGCGGUUACAGCGCGACAUCCUGGAGGUAAAGCUUCGCAAAUUCAGAAGAGACACCAUCGAUUACAGCAAGGGGGAGGUCUAUUCCUGGAAAGAUUACAGGCGCACUACGCGAAGAUACCGCACCUCAUCUGCGAUCUCAACAGACAGAGCAUCCGAACAAUCGCUGGAACUGUCACAGUCAUCGCCAGCUGGAUCACAGCACUCUGCGGUCUCUUUUUUAGGAGGAGGUCGGCGCACACAAAACGCAAAACCAGGAGGGGAAGAAAGGCACGAGACAGCGUCCCAACAAACCACGCGGAAGAAAACGAACCGCAGAUAAGAAAACUAUGUGCAAAUUUCCUGAUGCAGGGACAGGUAUUCUUCUAUUUUUUCCUUCAGACAGGGUAAGAAUUUAUAGUUACAUUUUGUAACCAUUUUUAUGUCCAUGUUUGUUUUUUAGGUACUGCAACACUGUUGAAAUAUUUUCUUGCUACAUUAGAAAAUUGGGCUUAUAAGGUUUCCCACUGGACUUUGAACUUUUAUUAUACGGGAAAUGAACCAAAGCCUUGGGUUAAUUUCUUUUUCAUUUUUUUCUUUUUCAUUAUUCGUUUCAGAGAACUAUAAGACUUUUUUUAUAUGCUUUUUCAUUGUAUUUGCAUCACAGUAACUAAAUGCUAUUAGCUAAUUGCUGUUUAAACAAUUGUUUAAUUUCACUAAUUGAUUGCACCUGUCAAUUAACUGAUUGAAUCACCUAUAAAUGUACCACCUUACACAGAUCCUGUAUGCUUGACAAAGGGGCUUGCCCCGAAACGUUGCACUUCCGGUAAUAAAUCUUUGCAAGGUGUUCACCUGCAUUCACA